Molecule: messenger RNA, 3879 nt
Organism: Ziziphus jujuba (common jujube)
Lineage: Eukaryota; Viridiplantae; Streptophyta; Magnoliopsida; Rosales; Rhamnaceae
Exons: 4
Coding region: 1248-3695 (815 amino acids)
Source: RefSeq, a predicted model, not a curated record
AUAAAUAAAACCAAAUAUAUUAAUGAAAUGAAUCCAGCGUCAUCACCCAAGUUCAGAUUCCAAAGGCAGAUCUUGAAGGUUUAAUGAUGAUAAACAGUGUAGUUGGCCUAAUUCUUUUGGAAAUAAUACAUUUUCAAACUAAGCUUUUCCUUUUUAUUAGGAUGGGUUUAUGUAAAGCCUUUGUUGAACAAGUUCCUGCUUUACAGUUCUCAGCCAAGGAAGCAACUUGAAGAGAAGCAAAAUAAUCUUUUAUCUGGACCCAUGAAGACCAGGUUUUUCUUAGGUUGUUGCAUCAUCAUGAUUGUGAACUGACAUUGAUGGUGUUGUCUGCCUCCUCUUAUCAUCCCCACAAUAUGCUCUUCCCCUGUUUGUUGUAGCCUACUUGGAACUUCCACAGUUAAUGGUGACAAACAACCAGGAAUCUAGAGUUUCUGCUUCCUAUUGCAGUGAUGACAGGUGCUGAAGAGGAAAAGGGGGAGAAAAGUUUGGUGGGGGGAGUAAAAGAAUAGCAAGUGGGGAUUCCUAGGGUCAGUCUUUCACUGAAAACCAGGAAACAAGCUUAUUUUCUUAUUUUUAAUUUUUCUUAUUAUUAUUAUUUUUUUUUACCUUCUAUCCUGUUAAAGUACAACCCUUUUUAACCGAUUUUGCAGUCUCAAGCACGUGUAAACUCCCAUGCUUUUGCCAUUUGCAUUUUGGCAAUGGGAAAAGUUCCUCCUCCAUCACAUUUUUUUGUAUGAAGGAGAAAUUUUUUAUGCAGUUUGGUCUGUUCAAUAAUGCUUUUAGGAUCUCCAUCGGAAAAAAGCUGCUGUUUUUAAGCUACAAUUUUCUCCCCCACAAAAGACCCUUUGUCUGGUUUGAGUUGAAAAUAUCUUAUACCCAGUUCACCCUGUAAGUUCUUUAAUGUGAGUAUGAAACUUCGAGUGUCAAUGGUGUUUGUGUAGCUAUAUGUGUUUAUUUUUUUUUUUAUUUUUUUUCUCAGUAUCUGUGUAAAGGAUUUUAUGGGUAUUUUAAUUCUGCAUUGGCUAAAGAUUUUUUGCCUUUCAUUUGAUUUUAGUGGGUUAUUUUUUUUCCAAUUCUUUCUUUCCCAUCUCUUUUCAUUUACAUUUAUGUGAUUACUGAGAUUCUGUCGUAGAAUUUAUGAUGGGUUUUUUUCAGUUUCUUCUGAGUUCUGACCUUUAAUUCCUCAUUUGAUUUAUUCUAUCUUAGCCAAAAAUAAAAAAUAAAAAGAGGAAGGCUAGUUCUGAGUAAUGGACGAGAAGGUGGUCCCCAGUCCAUGCUUAACCAUGUCUGAAGAUAAGAGUGAUAGCUUAUAUCCUUUGUAUUUUGGCGUUUCUUGUGCAUUCUUUGCUCUCCGGCUUUUGUCAGAACCUGAUGCUGAAGAUGAGAGAUGGUGUUACAUGCGCAAGAAAAUGCUUCAAGGAAGCGCCCAACUCUUGGGAUUGCUUGUAUGGAGGGUUCAAAGAGAAGAAGUUAAUGGGAAAAACCGCGAGCUUCUGGUUAAGCUUGACAAUGCUGAAAAAGAGAGAGAAGAGUUGAAGAGAAUAAGACGUGAAGAUGCAAAGGCAAAUGAGAAGGUGGUUUGCAUUUUUGCUGCACAAGAGCAGAGCUGGUUCAAUGAAAGGAAAAAACUUAGAAUGCAUAUUGGAGCCCUGAUGAAUGAGUUGAGAGUUGUUGAGAAAAAGAAAGAUGAAGAUAUUUCUGAAUUGAAUGAUAAGUUGAAGGAAAUGGAGCUUUUGGUACAGUCUAAGGAUAAGGCAUUGGAGGAAGAAGAGCAGAAGAGGAAAGAAUUAGAAGAAAAGCUAAUAGAAGCUAAAGGUGUUGCAGAAGAAUUGAGAGAAACAGCAAAACGUGAAUCUCAAGAGCAUUCUUCUGAGAUUUGGAAGCACAAAACUGCAUUCAUUGAGCUUGUGUCAAAUCAAAGGCAGCUUGAAGCUGAAAUGGGCCGAGCACUCAGGCAAGCUGAAGCUAAAAAGAGGGAUCUUGAUUCAGUCCUAAUGCAAAAGGAAGAAUCUGUUCUGAUGGUCCAAAAGCUAUCUUCGGAGAUUGUAAAGAUGCAUAAGGAUUUGGAACAGAAAGACAAGAUUUUGUCCGCAAUGCUUAGGAAAUCCAAGCUGGAUACUGCAGAAAAACAAAUGCUUUUGAAGGAGGUUAAGCUAUCAAAGACAAAGAGGAAGCAAGCUGAGCUGGAAACAGAAAGGUGGAAGGCAGUCUCUCAGUCUAGGCCGGAGAGGCAUUCAUUGAGAAGUAUGUUGGCUAAACAAGCCUCCAAUUCUAAUGCAACAGGUUCAUCUUUUUCACACAUGGGAAAAACUAGAUCUCAUCAACCAAGUGAUUCCCUUCUUGGAUAUGAGCAUCUUGAUUUUAGAAAUGAUCCUGAAGGUUUUUCUUCGCCUGCCGAAAGUGAGUAUACCUACACAGUUCAGAUAAAUGAGGACCUAGCUGAUGUUAAGCAGUUGGAAGGUUGGGUUCGAUCGGAAGCAGAGAAGUAUGCAACUGUACUUGAACAGAGGCAUCACUUAGAAAUAGAAGCUUUUUCGGAACAAUUGAGACUCAAAGAUGAGAAAUUAGAAGCUUUGCGGUGGAGGCUGCUAAGCAUGGAACUAGAAUCAAAGCGGCUGCAGGCCCAUGUUGAGGGACUAAACAAAGAAUUGUCACAAAUGAGACAUAACAACAUGAAGAUGGAAGCCUUGUUAUUGGAGCGCGAAGAAGAAUUAAAUUCCUUGAAGGAGCAGUAUGAAACGCAGUUAAGGUCUCUAAAUUGCCAGAAGAACAACUUAAAUUCAAGUCUACAUGAUUCAGCAGCAGACAAAGAAUCUAUUUGGCCACAAGUCAAGAUUAUAAAGAGACUACCAGGGGAGGAAGAAGAACAAGAAACAAAGAAAAUUUUCAUAGAAAUGUCUCAAGAGGAAGCCACUGAGAAUGAAGAGGGAAUGCCAUCUUUUAACCAGUCCAAAGAUGUAUUAGUACAAUCUCCUGAGAAAGAGUUUGAUGAACAGAAGGAAGUACUCCAUCAAGGCCCUACUGAGAAAGGAAAUGCAAGUCCAGUGGAAAUAGAUGAUGUAGAAAAGUUAGCUUCACCUUCCCAACAGCCCUUAAAUAAGACAAAUAGUUCCCCAUGGAGGAUGGAUCUCCAUGCUCUUGGAGUUUCCUACAAGAUCAAGAGGAUCAAGCAGCAACUUCUUAUGCUUGAGAGGUUGACAGGAAAGCAAGAAAGUGGGGAAGAUAUGGAAAGGAAUGAUGAUGGAGAAAAUGGUAUAAAAGUUUUUCUUUUGUUGAUGUCUUUGCUGAAUAAACAAGUUGGCAGGUACCAGUCCCUCCAAGGGAAAGUCGAUGACCUCUGCAAAAGGAUGCAUGAAAAUGAUUUAGAACUGCACCGAAGAGAUUCUAAUGUAGCAAGAACAAAGGACAAAACCAAAACACUGGAACACUUCCUUGAGGAAACAUUCCAGCUGCAAAGAUAUAUAGUUGCAACUGGACAGAAACUGAUUGAAGUUCAAUCCAAGAUUACUUCUGGAUUUGUUGGGUUGGUUGGAGAGCUAGACAAGUCUGCUGGCUUUGACAUGAAUCGCUUUGCUGAUAGUAUAAAAACUCUUUUCCAGGAAACACAAAGAGGUCUUGAAGUUCGUAUAGCAAGAAUUAUUGGGGAUCUUGAAGGUACCAUGGCUUAUGAUGGAAUGAUACGCUUGAGGAGGUAGUGAUAAACAGAAUAACAUAAGUUCCAAUAAGAGUUCCAAUUUCUUGGUGUGAUUAUAUAGCUUCUACUGAUUCUAUAGUUAAAAUUGUAUAGGCAAAAAUACACGAACAAUCUCAAUGCUAAUAUGCAUAUGUAUAUUUCUGCUAAUCGCAGUAAUAAUCCCAUGAUAUCUUGCUUUUUUUUUC